This is a messenger RNA of Erinaceus europaeus (western European hedgehog), 1276 nucleotides long. RefSeq names its product unc-50 inner nuclear membrane RNA binding protein (gene UNC50). Lineage: Eukaryota; Metazoa; Chordata; Mammalia; Eulipotyphla; Erinaceidae. The record is from RefSeq and is a predicted model, not a curated record. The transcript is spliced from 6 exons. The coding region runs from base 305 to 1084 and encodes 259 amino acids. Gene Ontology annotation, cellular component: Golgi membrane.
CGCGUCACGCAGAGGCCGCCCGCCGGACUGCAGGAAGUGAAGUCGACCUGGCGGCUGCUGGACGAAAAUAAAACGCCGGCUGCGACUUGUCUGGAGGCCGCGGCGGAGCUCCAGGUGAGGCCCGAGCACUGGACUGUGUCCCGCUGACUCGAGUGGCGUCGGUGUCGUUUUCUCCGGCAGCUGGCGGCCUGUGUCACCCGGAGCGACGGCGCUCAAGUCCGGCGCUCGGUCGGUGGUGGGGCUGCCGGUUCUGUCCGGGACGCCCGCCUCCAGUUGAAUUUCAGAGAAGCAGUCUCUUAGGAGAAUGUUGCCAAGUACUUCAGUGAGUUCUCUAGUGCAGGGGAAUGGAGCAUUAAAUUCCAGGGAUGCAGCAAGACACACAGCUGGAGCAAAACGCUACAAAUACCUGAGAAGGCUUUUUCGGUUUCGGCAGAUGGACUUUGAAUUUGCUGCCUGGCAGAUGCUGUACCUCUUCACUUCCCCACAGAGGGUUUAUAGGAACUUUCAUUAUCGAAAACAGACAAAAGAUCAGUGGGCCAGAGAUGACCCAGCCUUCCUGGUCCUAUUAAGUAUCUGGCUUUGUGUGUCCACUAUAGGAUUUGGCUUUGUGCUGGACAUGGGAUUUUUUGAAACGAUAAAGCUUCUCCUUUGGGUUGUAUUCAUAGAUUGUGUAGGCGUUGGUCUUCUCAUAGCAACUUUAAUGUGGUUCGUCUCUAAUAAGUACUUAGUGAAGCGGCAGAGCAGAGACUAUGAUGUGGAGUGGGGCUAUGCUUUUGAUGUGCAUCUGAAUGCUUUUUAUCCUCUUCUAGUUAUUCUACAUUUUAUCCAGCUUUUCUUCAUUAACCAUGUUAUCCUAACAGAUACAUUUAUUGGUUACUUGGUUGGGAAUACCCUAUGGCUGGUUGCUGUUGGCUAUUAUAUCUAUGUAACAUUCCUAGGAUACAGUGCAUUGCCAUUUUUGAAAAAUACAGUAAUUCUUCUCUAUCCAUUUGCACCACUCAUUCUACUCUACGGACUGUCACUAGCGCUUGGCUGGAAUUUUACCCACAUGCUGUGUUCUUUCUAUAAAUACAGAGUGAAAUAAAAAGAGUGCGUCUGACUACUGUCAACAAUAUUGGUAAAGUGAUGAUUUCUCAUGAAACUUGUACAUAAACUCACUGUGGAUAUUGUAGAUAUCUUAAAGUUUGAAAAUUUGAGGAAAUAUGUAAAUAUUAUGAAGUACAUUCCUUAAAACUAAUUACAUAUACAUUUCUAUAAUAAAUAUUUUUAAAGUGAA